This is a messenger RNA of Aspergillus heteromorphus CBS 117.55, 727 nucleotides long. RefSeq names its product cupin domain-containing protein. The coding region runs from base 64 to 633 and encodes 189 amino acids. NCBI's taxonomy places the organism in Eukaryota, Fungi, Ascomycota, Eurotiomycetes, Eurotiales, Aspergillaceae. The record is from RefSeq and is a predicted model, not a curated record. The transcript has 2 exons.
UUCAUAUUCCUGCGUCCUCGCUUGCGAGUACUCUCUCCGUCCACGCGAGCCAACACAAUAACAAUGCCAGAAUACCACCCCCUACCACACCUGCCAGCCAUCCGCCGAGUCGUGACGGGCCACACACCCGAAGGAAAAGCGAUCUUCCCCCACGACGACCAGGCCCAACUGGUUAACCCGCGUCCCAUCCCAGCAGACAGUAACCCUAAUACGAUACCGGGGUUCUGUCUCAUUCACCGCACCCAUGGCUACCCCGUCAAUCUCCAAGGGCCGGAGAGCGAACUGAGCAAUGAGAACCUGGCGCGCGGGAAAAUGGCCAGCGGGGAUAUAAUCUCCGAGGUCAUUCAUAUUCCCCCAGGAGAAGGAGAGAGGGGCGCGGCGUAUCUGCAUCGGAACCAUAGUCUGGAGUAUGGGGUCAUUCUGAAGGGAAGUGUUCAGUUGAUUUUGGAUGAUGGGGUGGAGAAGACGUUAUCAGAGGGCGAUGUGUUUGUGCAGAGGGGCACUAUGCAUGGCUGGAAGAAUAUCACAGAGGAAUACUGUCGCUUUAUGGCCGUGAUUAUUCCCUCGAACCCGGCAAAAACAGAGUCGGGGGAGGGAUUACCGGUUACCAAGAUCCCGGGUCUGACGGAUUAGUGGUUUGUAUGGAGUGUUCUACAUUUUUUGAAAAAUAUGUCAGGGGAAAUACGACAGCCCUAACCUAUCGCUGAGGAAUGUGUGGUUAUCGUCU